AUGCAGCCCGUGCUCUCCAAAGAGCGACAAGACAUUAUGAAAUGCGUGGAUUACUUGACUGCGGGGCCAGUUGCAGAUCGCCACUGGAUAAGCUGGCCUGCCGACUGCCCCAUUCCUUCAGGCCUGACACGGACACCAUCUGGACCUGGUCACGACGAGGGUACCUGGACAGAAACAGCAGGCCUUAACCCAUAUGAGGCCUUUUUCUUGACCGAACUUCACUCAGUGAGUUUUCUCUACAGUCUUGCGGAAACAGACAGAGGCGGCACUGUACGCUAUUCUGUUCCUCACAUGCGAUUCGACGCACGAAUAAGGAGAGCCCCAUUGUUCACAUUGCGGUGGGGCACCCCGUCGUCUGUCUUUUCCCAUGCAGACACCAAGGCACACACUGGCAGCUGGGUGGUUAGGGUUGUGGCGCUAGAUGACAGACUAUCACCGGAUCAAGCCAAGUCUCUGGAAAUCGAUGGAGUCGGUAGCCUGGGUACGGCUGAACAGCCCCAGCCGUAUUUGCCCAGUCGUAUUGCCUCGGAUUACGCCGCUGGAAGCCUAUAA
Molecule: messenger RNA, 552 nt
Organism: Penicillium manginii
Lineage: Eukaryota; Fungi; Ascomycota; Eurotiomycetes; Eurotiales; Aspergillaceae
Exons: 2
Coding region: 1-552 (183 amino acids)
Source: RefSeq, a predicted model, not a curated record